AUGUCUCCUCCCAACCACCCCAAAGUGAUACAGGAGCUCCCCAGCCAACCCUUCCCCCAGGCCCCUGGAGAAGGAGGCCCUUCGGAGGCUUGGGAGGUGAAGCCCCUGCACAUGGCCCCCCACCCCACCCCGAGAUCUCCGGACACCACGUGCCUGUCUUGUGAGCGCCAGCUGCAGGACGACACAUCUGGAGAGGCCGAGCGCUGCCUGGACACGGAGCGGGCGCUGCGCCUCUUGGAGGACUACCGGGCGAAGCUCAGCCAGGCGGAGGACCGGCCGCUGCGGAGCUCGGUGGAGCGGGUCAUCGGCAUCUUCCAGAGCAGCCUCUUCCAGGCGCUGAUCGAUAUUCAAGAAUUUUAUGAGGUGACUUUACUCGACAAUCCCAAAAGUAUCAGCCGCUCGAAGCAAAUCGACUUUGUCCAGCCUGUGAACACAUGGGACUUCUCCAGCCUUCCAAGCACCACAGUGACUUCUGAAACGCUGCCCAGCAGCCUUAGUCCAGUCGCAGAGACUGUGUGGGACUCUGCUUUCCGUGGAUAAUAUAUUUGCCGGGA
Molecule: messenger RNA, 554 nt
Organism: Pogona vitticeps (central bearded dragon)
Lineage: Eukaryota; Metazoa; Chordata; Lepidosauria; Squamata; Agamidae
Source: RefSeq, a predicted model, not a curated record